Molecule: messenger RNA, 2782 nt
Organism: Fopius arisanus
Lineage: Eukaryota; Metazoa; Arthropoda; Insecta; Hymenoptera; Braconidae
Product: major facilitator superfamily domain-containing protein 1-like
Exons: 5
Coding region: 591-2135 (514 amino acids)
Biological process (GO): transmembrane transport
Cellular component (GO): lysosome
Molecular function (GO): transmembrane transporter activity
Source: RefSeq, a predicted model, not a curated record
CUCUACUGCAGUCAAUCCUCUUUGCCCCCCAUCAGCAGCUGUUUUUUCAGCAUAAUAACCACAACACCCACACCAUAUCGAACGCCCCGAAAUAAUAAAAAGCCGUAUUUGACGGGCUGUCUGCUCAGUGGCUGUGUGAAUCAUCAGUUAUCUUGGCUGUUGGAGAUCUGUUCUGGUUCAGUGACAGUGACGUAUGGAACGGAAUAAAAAUUGUCUGCUUCCGUGCUUUGUUCACGUUUCCAUUUCCUCCGAGGUGCUGUCAAUCUCGAAACAUUUUUAUUUAUCCAAAAAUUCUGAAAAAAAACAACAACAACAACAAGAAUAACAGUGAAACUCGUGUGAACAACAGAUAAAUCAACCACCUGUGACAGAAAAAUCACUUGCAGGAUUGAAAAAGAGAAUUAGUGCAUUAAAAUUUUGUUGGACAACAACAAAAAAUAAUAAAGACAAGUCCAACAGUCAACAAAGAUCAAAAUUCAUUGUCAUCAGGAGAUAAUGACAUGAGGUGGAGGCAUGCAUGCUGUUGACAGAUAACAAAGAACAAUCAUUCGAGGAAGUCUAAGUAAUAAUAAGAAGAAUAGGGGGGCGUUAUGGAGGGUGGCAUAAUAGAAACACCAGAUCCGAGUCAGAAUGCAUCGAGUUACGAGGACGUGGCAAACAAUGGAUGUUGUAAUCCAAAGGGGAAACCAUGGAGAUUUCUAGGACUGGCACUCAUGUGUCUGCUGGGCUUUGGCUCUUAUUUCUGCUACGACAAUCCUGCUGCCUUGCAGGAUUACUUCAAGAAUGACCUGGAAAUGUCCACCAGCCAAUUCGUACUCCUUUACUCCAUCUACUCCUGGCCAAAUGUCGUUAUGUGUUUUAUUGGAGGAUUUCUCUUAGAUAGUGUCUUCGGAAUUCGUCUCGGGACCAUCAUUUACAUGGGACUGGCACUCGCUGGACAACUUCUGUUCGCCACUGGAGCUGUUUUCAAUGGUUUCUGGACAAUGAUGCUUGGACGUUUAAUAUUUGGAAUUGGAGCAGAAUCUCUGGCUGUAGCUCAAAACAGCUACGCUGUCCUCUGGUUCAAGGGAAAAGAAUUGAACAUGGUAUUUGGUCUCCAACUCUCCUUCGCAAGACUAGGAUCAACAGUUAAUUUCCUAGUGAUGGAGCCAAUCUACGGUUACGUAUCAAAACUUUAUUCAGGCUCUCAGUGUAUUGGGGUGGUUCUCUUCCUGGCAGCUCUCACCUGCGUAUUCUCCAUGCUAUGCGCUGUGUUCCUGGGCCUAAUGGACAAACGAACCGAGACUGUACUUCGUCGAGGUCAUGGCGAAGAGCAACCGGUCAUCAGACUGACUGAUGUCAAAUAUUUCAACGGAAUCUUCUGGUUUAUAGCCGUUAUCUGCAUCGCCUACUACGUCGCAAUUUUCCCCUUCAUCGCACUGGGAAAAGUUUAUUUUAUGAGGAAAUACGACUUCAGUGCAGCAUCAGCCAAUACAGUGACUUCUCUGAUUUAUUCAAUCUCAGCAGUGGCUUCACCUGUCUUUGGAUAUGCUGUGGACAGACUGGGAAAGAAUGUUCUUUUUGUUUUUCUCAGUAUUAUUGGGACCAUUGUGGCACAUGGAUUGCUGGCAUUUACAUUUGUCGAUCCUUACGUCUGCAUGAUCACCCUGGGCCUUUCUUAUUCAAUGCUGGCUAGCAGUCUCUGGCCUCUAAUUGCUCUCGUUAUACCUGAGUAUCAAUUGGGAACAGCUUAUGGAAUCGCUCAGGCUGUGCAGAAUCUUGGGCUUGCUGUCGUAUCGAUCCUUGCUGGGAUGAUUGUGGAUAAAGGGGGGUAUCUCAUGCUCGAGAUGUUCUUCCUUGGGUGGCUUUGGGUAUCUCUCAUUACAUGCGUAAUCAUAUGGGUGAACGAUCUAUCUCAAACCGGAGGCUAUCUAAAUAUGACACCAAAACAACGAGAGAUCUAUGAAGCUAGUCGGCCAACAGCGGAUAGACUGGAGCGUGAAAAACUCCUAUCCAACGAAUCAACAUCCGAUUUAUCCGCCGAUGACCUGUUACAGCCCCAGUCCGACAUAAGUAUACGAAAUCGCUAUCUCUCCAGAAUUGGAGCGACGCUCCCAGGGCCGGUUAAAACCACUACGUACAGAGCACUACGAUGACCGCUCAUCGUUUAGGCCCAUUUAAUAGCAUAAUCCAUUAACAUCUCGUGUGUCGGACGAUAAUCGAUAUUGCUCACUGUGUCUUCCCCCCUGUCGUAGCAUGGCAUAAUUAAUCUGUGAUACAUUGAUAGAAUUAACGUUAACGUAAGAGAAUAAUAUAUCGAGGAUUUAUUAACAGAGACAUUUUAUCGCCAGAGGUUGAAUCUGUAAUUAAUCAUUGGAAAAUUGUCCAGCGAGGAGCAGUGACGCACAAUAAUUAUUGAAGAGAUAUAUUACGUGAUAAGUUGUUUAUUGCGUAUGAAAAAUGGCGACAAGAUCUUUUUGUGGUAUUUACUCUAGGAUUUCGUUGUAGGAUAAAGAAUUGGAGAUUCGGAAUUUUAAAUAUGAAAGAUCUUGUUGUCAAUUUUUAUAUUUGAUGGAGUCAGAACUGGUGGAAGAGAUUGAUUCAAGAGAUUGAUCUGGAAUUUAUUCAUCUUCUUUCACCCUUUCAUAACUGCAUAUAUUAUACGAAGUAACACGUGCAUUUUAUAAAUAAUUAAGCAAUGAAAUUCGAAAUGAGAAUAAUGAUUGUGAGACAUUUUCUUAAGUGUGUGGGUACACAGUAAUUCUGUUUUAUAAUAAAACAUCUAAUCAUUCCAAUUUAAUAA